This is a messenger RNA of Patiria miniata (bat star), 3723 nucleotides long. RefSeq lists its product as uncharacterized. The record is from RefSeq and is a predicted model, not a curated record. Bases 356 to 3319 code for a protein of 987 amino acids. The transcript has 16 exons. NCBI's taxonomy places the organism in Eukaryota, Metazoa, Echinodermata, Asteroidea, Valvatida, Asterinidae.
AUGUUCGCUGUACACGUUGGCAAUGGUGUCAUAAAAAAUUCAGACUCACUUGAAAAUUGGCCUUCCACAACCGGGCCGUACGCGCACGUCGUACGUGUUUAAGCACUCAUAACAGCAUGCGCAAUAUUGCAACGUAAUAUUAUUUGAGUCUUUUUUUUUUUGAGUCGCACAUUCAUGCUACACCGUUGGCGCGAAAAUUUAGUCCUGAGCUGACAAUAAUGACAUGGCUGAGUGACCAGGUGAGGUAGGUACGUGACGGUCACUCCAGUUUCACUCAGAUUUUUUUUUUUAAUUAAAGUUUGUGCAUGAUAUAAAUUCCUACUGAUAUUCAGCUUAUGAACUUGGGACAGUAGGUAUGGAUUCGCAUGAUCCAGAUGAUGACAAAGCAGCCAGUAGCAGUGGAGGCCACGGACACGAUGGAGGUCAUGGAGCAAAAAGAAAAAAGGGUUUCUUCUUGCCACCAAAGAGAAAGACAUUGUGUAAAAGUACGAGACCUUCUACACAAACUAGUGAACGUCGUACAAAGACGAAGUACAGAAACAGAAGACAUAAUCCUGCAGACGGAAGAGGUGCACAGAAGACUGGACAAGAUGAACAGUAUGCAGCCAACGUUGAUUUGAGUCAAGGUUACGAAAUGUUGCAGGCAUCUUUAGAGGAUCUUAUUCGAGACACUUGUCCUCAGACUGACGAAGCAUCAUCCUCCAGAUCAAGCUGGUCCUCUCGAAUGGAAGCCGUUGAGGGGAAUUGGAAGGGCAUUCGGCCGCUAAUUUUCCAACAUGUUUUGGAAAGCCAGGCAGUUCCCAUUGAACCUGAAUGUCAGAGAUGUGAAAACAACCAGGCAACAGUGAGGUGCACAGACUGCCCAGUUCCUGUGCUGUGUUCCAAAUGCGAUGUUGAGUUGCACACUUGCAAACCGUUCCAUCACAGAGAGAUGUGGAUGAAGUCCUACUUUGAGAGGAUUCCGCCUUGUCAAACAGUGGUGAUUGGUGACAGUGGUCAACAUUUGCAGAGCUUUGAUCAAUAUUUCCCUGUGAAAUUCCCAAGAAGAUGUCAAAAGUGUUCUGAGGAUCAGUUUGAAACAUCUCCAACUGCAAAUGGAAGUCGGUAUAUUGUGUUGACUCUUCAAGGAAGAUAUGACCUCAGGAAACACCAAGUUAGGUGUUCUUUGUGUGGAUUCAUCGACGCAAACAGUGAGGUCAGUGACAUCAUAGCCAAUGGAUUCUUUCCAGGCAAUCCCAAAAACAUUGGCACCAUUGUGGAGGUGAAGCUGCUGAGAUGGAUUGAUCUAAUUAUGAGUAACAUGCCUGGCACUUCUCUCUCAGCUUUUGCAAAGGUGAUUGAGGACAUCAGCAUAGAGGAAACAAGCAUUAACCGCACAAUGCUUUCAAGAUGUUUGUCGGAGUACAGAUACUGUGAAAGGGAACUUGCUCUGUGUCAAGGACUUGAUGACAUGAAAUGUCCUCCUUGCGCUAUAAAACAACAUUCAGCACACGUGGAUGGAAACUUCAAGGUGUACAGAUAUAGCAAAGUACCGAAAGGCAUUCAGAAACCAUACUUCAGCGGUACAUUCAUUGAGAAGGAUUCAGAUGUUUCACAUCACAUGGACAAAGUUUACACGUAUCGGCAAAAGAAAAACAAGAGGGACAAGGAGGAGGAUCAUAACAGCAUGUGCGGCAAGACUACCUGGAAAGCUGCAAGAGUAGAAAGCAAAUCAAGGUCAAAGCUAGAUGAAGCUGGCCUUGACGUGGCGGGCUGUCGGCACAGCAUUGCCCAAAAAGCUGUGAAUAUGUUCACUGGGGAAAAGUAUGGAUAUCCCCACUAUUUGCAUGUCCACUUCCUGCUCCCCAAGCAGGUUACUUUCUUGUGGCUUGAUGUGGCAUGCAAAUACUUUCCAUGGGCUAGACAGGAGGAAAUUACCCAGCUUGACCCCUCAUACAAAACAGCGGUGACCGACAUCAAACCAGCUUUGUCAGUGAUGCAUGCAAAGGCUCACAGCUGGGAUUGCCAGGUCCUUUGGGGUGGAAGAAACCAAGAUGGAGCUGGUGCAGGUGCAGGUGAAGACAUGGAACUAUUCUUCAGCUACCUGUCACGCUGUGGUUCCACAACCAAAAACAUGGGAAAAGCAAAUCGAGAAGAUACACUGACAUCACAUGUCCUUUUUUGGAAUUCCAAAAAAGUAGAAGGACUGGCUAGACAGUUGUGCAAGAGAUAUGAAGUGGCUCAGAAAAUGAUAUCAAGUACUGACACUGACUUGAUGAGCCUUUUGGACAAAGUGCAAGCUGACUACAGUAAUCUCGGUGAAUGGAUGAGAGAAAUAAGAGCAUGUGCAAAAGAUGCACAGAGCAACACAAUGCCCCAUGCACCCGAUGCUGAGUUGGAGCGCUUUUUUCAGUUAAAACAGAAGCUCCGAGAAAUUGCUCCCCUGCAAGAAUACACAGACAUUUCAAGUCAGCCCAUCAGCUUGUUGCUCGACAGUACUGACUUGUACUCAGAGGCCACUAAGUUAACCGGCAAAGCAGUCAACAUCUUGAAGGAAUUGGAAGAGACACAUACAAUAUUACAUGAGCUGUAUGGCGUUCCAGAAGAAGAACUCUACCAGAUGGGUCGCACUGCAGCCAUCGAGCACCAAGUGGCAGUGCUCCAAGACCAGGUGGAGCUGCAUUGCCAGCAAAUCAAAAGGAGAGACUUGGAAAUAACCAAGUUUGCGGAUUCUUCUAAGAUCCGCAAAAACUUGCGACAAAAAAAUCUUGAGGAAAAGAAGAAACUUGCAGUGCUGGUCGAUAAGUUAAACUCCAUCCAAAACAUGAAGGCCAGUGACGUUGUUGAUGCGAGUGUAGCGGAUGCACUAGCUGGAAAUUUCCCUUGGCAGAGAGGAACCAAGGUUUCAUGGAACCUCAAGAAGACUGCAGUGGAUCUAUGGAUGCUGUCCCAAAGGAACCACGAGGAGGUCGUUCUUCUUAAGAACGAGAUGAAAAACUACCUGCUGUAUUUCCAACGACUCAUUGGGGAAAUGGAACAGAAUACAGCAGAAACUGAGACGUCAGAUGUGGCUCUGGUGCAGCCAUGGUUUGAAGUGGAAGAUGAUCAGGAAACGGAUUGGAAAUAUAAGGCCCAGACCAGAUCAGUGGGUGUGGAGCACGGUUUGAUGGCUCUCCGAAGAAGAGGAGCAGCACAUGCAAGACGUCUUCUACAAAGGGGAUCAAGACUCUUCCAAAAAGUCCUUGUGGGAGAUGUCAUAGCACCAAUUGAAGACGACUGGAUGGGUGCUAUGAAGUUAGACGACAAGGAGUUGUCAGACAUGGAUUCAGAUUUGGAGUAGAGUAUGUGUUUGUUUUUUUCUUCUCAGUUCUGGUAACACUUCAAGCUGUUGUGUUAAAAACCCUAGGUAGAUGAAGUUAAUUUAUGACAAAAUGCAACAUUUUAUUCUCGGUAAUAUGACACACACAAAGGUACAGGAUUUUGGUUUGAAACGUCAAGAUAGCACAUUUUAGAAAGAGUUAAGGAUGUUUUUAGUUUGUUGGGGAUUUUUUUCGGCUUUUUAGUGGUAUAUUGUUUAGUGGUGGCAUCUCUGAGUUAAGUUUGAGUAUGACUAUGAGAGGGGGUUUGAAUGCUGUUGUCCAAAAAUUGGUCAUUCACGUCGUCAUACCUUAGGGCCCUGUCACAAUUCUGCGUAUCCUAAUUCCUUAUGAGUUGCGCAUUGACAUUUUUUUCAUACGCAGUCGA